This is a messenger RNA of Patella vulgata (common limpet), 723 nucleotides long. RefSeq names its product MICOS complex subunit MIC19. Gene Ontology annotation, biological process: inner mitochondrial membrane organization. Lineage: Eukaryota; Metazoa; Mollusca; Gastropoda; Patellidae. The transcript has 7 exons. Gene Ontology annotation, cellular component: MICOS complex; mitochondrion. The coding region runs from base 48 to 569 and encodes 173 amino acids. The record is from RefSeq and is a predicted model, not a curated record.
UAACAUGCGUACGCACGUCUUCACUUUCGCUUCCGCUUCCGUUCAAGAUGGGUGCCUCCGGUAGCAGCACAAGAAAAAUAGUUGUUGAAGAUCAGGAUGGUGUAGGGGUUGUGAAGAUAUCUGAAUCAGUUGUACGAAGAAUAAAGGGUCACUCUGACAGAGAGGAAAGUUCUACUGAUUCUAAACCUACACAACAAACACAUGAAUCCAGACCAUCAAGACCCACUAUAAUUGAAAGACCAGUGUACUACCCUGCUCCAACAGUUAAAGAUAAUAGUCGAGCAACUCAAGAAAUAGAAGCUUUUUAUCAAGAAAAACUAAAACAACUAGAAGAACGGAAUGCACAACUUCAAAAGAUAACUACAGAACAAUUUGCCAAAGCCGUUAAAGAAGUAGAACAGAAAUUUAUAAAACAAACAGGAACACCAGUAUGUGAAAGUGUACAAGACAAAGUUUAUAACUGUUAUCAUUCUAACCCAAAAGAAUCAUUAAAUUGUUGGCAAGAAGUUGGAGCUUUUACAACAUGUGUAGAGAGAGCACGACAGAAUGCUCUAGCAAGACGAGGUUAAUAGAGGAUAGACAUAUAUUUUAUAUAGUGAUAGUGUGACUGUUAAUCUAGUGUGGGUUAUAAUAAACUAUAAAUAGACACUGGAUGGAUAUUUAUAACUUACGACAUCAUAUACUACAAAAAAUAAAUUAUACAAUGGUACUGUUUCUUAUCUA